Messenger RNA from Corythoichthys intestinalis (scribbled pipefish), 2131 nucleotides. RefSeq names its product C-terminal binding protein 1. The transcript has 11 exons. The record is from RefSeq and is a predicted model, not a curated record. Gene Ontology annotation, cellular component: nucleus. Gene Ontology annotation, biological process: regulation of transcription by RNA polymerase II. Bases 166 to 1500 code for a protein of 444 amino acids. Gene Ontology annotation, molecular function: DNA-binding transcription factor binding; oxidoreductase activity, acting on the CH-OH group of donors, NAD or NADP as acceptor; transcription corepressor activity. NCBI's taxonomy places the organism in Eukaryota, Metazoa, Chordata, Actinopteri, Syngnathiformes, Syngnathidae.
AGGGAUUUGCUGUAGCAGAGAGAGAAAAAACAGGGAGAGGGUGAGGAGGCAGAACGGAAGGCUUGCGAGAGAGCGAGGGAGGGGGGCCUAGCACAUGUGUACGCGUUUGUGAGCGAGGGAGCUGCCGCCAUACUGUAUGCCGAGCGGAUUCUACAUGUGAAAACCAUGGGAAGCUCACAUCUCCUCAACAAAGGCAUGCCUCUAGGCAUCAGACCUCCCAUAAUGAAUGGACCCAUGCAUCCGCGGCCUUUGGUGGCUCUGUUGGACGGUCGCGACUGCACAGUUGAGAUGCCAGUCCUCAAGGACGUCGCAACCGUGGCCUUCUGUGACGCCCAGUCCACACAGGAGAUCCAUGAGAAGGUACUUAAUGAAGCCGUGGGAGCGUUGAUGUAUCACACAAUCACUCUGAUGAGAGAAGACCUGGAGAAGUUCAAAGCUCUCCGCAUCAUUGUGCGCAUCGGCAGCGGCUAUGACAACAUUGACAUCAAAUCGGCUGGCGAACUCGGAAUCGCUGUGUGUAACAUGCCAGCCGCUUCGGUGGAGGAGACGGCCGACUCAACGCUUUGUCACAUUCUCACCUUGUACCGCCGCACCACGUGGCUGCAUCAGGCUCUCCGGGAGGGAACACGGGUCCAGAGCGUGGAGCAAAUUCGUGAAGUGGCUUCAGGAGCUGCAAGGAUCCGAGGGGAGACGUUGGGACUCAUCGGACUAGGCCGAGUGGGCCAGGCUGUGGCCCUACGCGCUAAAGUGUUUGGCUUCAACGUCAUUUUCUACGAUCCCUAUUUGGCGGAUGGCGUGGAAAGAUCCCUGGGCCUUCAGAGGGUUACCACGCUACAGGACCUGCUCUUCCAUUCCGACUGCGUGUCGUUGCAUUGUAGCCUGAACGAACACAACCACCACCUCAUCAAUGACUUUACCAUAAAGCAGAUGCGGCAAGGAGCAUUCCUGGUCAACACCGCCAGGGGGGGUCUGGUGGAUGAGAAGGCCUUAGCUCAGGCCCUGAAGGAAGGGAGGAUACGUGGCGCUGGCCUCGACGUUCAUGAAACAGAACCUUUCAGUUUCAGUCAGGGUCCUCUGAAGGACGCCCCCAACCUGAUCUGCACCCCUCACGCUGCCUGGUACAGCGAACAGGCGUCGCUGGAGAUGCGAGAAGAGGCGGCUAGAGAGAUUCGAAGAGCAGUCACAGGUCGUAUUCCGGAUAGUCUGAAGAAUUGUGUCAACAAGGAAUUCCUGAGUCAGAACAACCACUGGACAGGAGUCGAACCGACCAACGUCCACCCAGAACUCAACGGCGCCUACAGGUACCCCCCACCAGGGGUGGUAAGCAUGACCGCCGGUGGCCUCCCUCCGCCUGUGGAGGGCAUAGUGCCCAGCGCAGUGCCUGUCGCACAUCCCCUCCCGCCGGCCGUGGUGCACCCACCCCACACGCCAUCGCCCGGACAGAACGCUGUCAAGCCACCAGAGGGCGACAGAGAACAGCAUCCAAACGAGCAGCUGUAGUUUAAAAAAAAAAAAAAAAAAAAAAAAAGCACAGCAGAGAAAGUCCACUAAGUAACUACUGACUCCAAAAAGUACAUGACAUUGGCACGCGCUCGCUUGUUGACCCUCCAAAGAGAGCCAAGAAGAUUGUCAGGAAAAGGAAACAAAGAGGUCGGAUGCUCACCUAUCCUGAAACUGAGGGAAAAAAUACUUUUGACUGUCGUGUGUCCAAAAUUUCCCACCGUUCUCGAUUUUUUUCCUGUCAUGCCCUGGGUGUAGGCGCAAAAAACAAAUAAUCGGAUAUAAAAUGAAUGUAAGUAUGCAGUUUUUAGAGCAGUAUUUCCCAACCUUUAAAGCAAAGUUGUCACAAAAAGUACACAAUAGCACUGACGGUAUUAGACGUCCAAUUUAGGGCUGCAGCUAUCGAUGACUUUAGUUCGACUCAUCUAUCAACGAGUUAGUUCGAAUAAUCGAGUAAUCGGAUUCAGAACAUUUAAUGUGUUGCAGAAUACAAAUUAGGAGAUGUAAAACAAAGGCUUGCUAAGAUUACACUUUUAAAAGAGCAUUAAAUGCGAAUACAAAAUAAAAUUCCCGAAUGUUUCUUUAAACUAUGCAGGAUUGCCUUUUCAUUUCCAAAAAAAAAAAAAAAACA